Aspergillus ibericus CBS 121593 is the source of this 1007-nucleotide messenger RNA. RefSeq lists its product as uncharacterized. The record is from RefSeq and is a predicted model, not a curated record. NCBI's taxonomy places the organism in Eukaryota, Fungi, Ascomycota, Eurotiomycetes, Eurotiales, Aspergillaceae. Bases 140 to 712 code for a protein of 190 amino acids. The transcript is spliced from 4 exons.
GAGACCCGUUCUCCCAAUAGUGACCGACGACCUGUCCAAAACUCUACUCCUCUUCCAGCUGCUCGGAUCGAACAUUCCAAGAAUCCUUCAUCUAUCUCCUGACUUCGCCGUUGUACCCACCGCUUUUACGCCACUCGAUAUGGUUCUACUCCGUCCGCUGAUUGCUCUUGCCGCCGUGGCCGGCCUUGUCCAUAGCCAAAACACUACCUCACUUGACCCAAACAGUGUUCCGAUCCAAACCAGAGAUCAAUGGUGUGAAUCUCAGACUUCUUCAUGUCCUCUACUCUGUCUCCAAUUGCCAAACACGACGGGAUCGCCCAUCGAUAAUACCUGCAACCCUAAAACCCUUAUCUAUGAGUGUAUUUGCAACAAUGGCUUGAGCCCCAACGCCUCUCAGUACUCUCAGACAAUCCCAUACUUCAUUUGCACCGAAGAGAACAAUCAAUGUGUCAACAAGUGCAAUGGCAACUCGACAUGCCAGUCCAAUUGCCGCACCGAGCAUCCCUGUGGUGCUCAAAACCCCAAGCGUGUCAACAUCACUACCACCGCAGGGGCAACUGCCACUAGUGCCACAGCCACAACCUCCGUGCCUCGGUUCACUGGAGUCCCAGAUGAGGGGCUAGCGACGAGACCGUCGACUGAUCUUGGUCAGGUAUACGGCCUGGUCAUAGUUGUGGGUGCGUUCCUUGCCGGGUUCACGACUCUCGUCUGAGAUGAGGAUGCAAGGCACAAUGAAUAUAAUGUCACUUCUACGAUGACCAAGCAUUCGUAACGGGGCCAUGUCGUCCUCAUAUAAUAAUCGGCUCAUCUUGCACUUGUUUUGUUUGACCUUGCAGCAUGUUUCUAUGUGUGUUACAAAUUAAUGAUGAAGCGUAUUGUCUCUACCCUUGCAAAUCGUUUUUGCUCUCUAAUGAAACACCACAAGGGUUUUAACAGUUCAGUAUACUCAGAAAUAAUGAAGCCUGCUGCCUAUGAAGGCAAUGGUAUACCGGGUAUCUGAUGAUGAA